UGCUUUUACAGCUGAGAUUUUUCUUUUUAAAAAAAAAAAAAAUCGAAAAUGGCGAAUCUAUUCAACGUUACAGCUCCUUUCCUUUCAAAGCCGUUCACGAAGACGGCACCGCAUCACCUGUGUUGCUCCUCUUCUUCCGAUCCUCCCGAGAAGAACCCUCCGGAGUCUUCUCCUCCUCCUCCUCCUCCUCCUCCUCCUCCUCCUCCAUCUCAGUCCAUAAGGACGGAGCAACCAGUCGCAUCGCAACAGAAGAGGAAGAAGAGCGUCGAGACGACGGAUUGGGUGGCUUCUUCGUUGACGCGACGGUUCGGAAUCGGCGCUGGUCUUGCCUGGGCUGGGUUUCUAGCUUUCGGUGUUAUCUCAGAGCAGAUCAAAACAAGGAUUGAGGUUUCUCAGGAAGAAGCCAACACAAGAGACGUAGAAGAAGAGAAAGAGAUUGUCUUGCCCAGUGGCAUAAGGUACUAUGAUCUACGGCUUGGAGGAGGGGCAACACCAAGACCAGGUGAUUUGGUAGUGAUUAAUAUGAAAGGACAAGUGCAAGAAACCGGGCAAGUGUUCGUGGACACGUUUGAAAGCAAAGACAAUAAGAAGCCACUGGCCCUUGUGCUGGGUUCAAAACCAUAUAGCAAAGGAUUAUGCGAAGGCGUUGACUAUGUUCUGAGGUCCAUGAAGGCUGGAGGUAAAAGAAGAGUGAUCCUUCCACCAUCCUUAGGAUUUGGAGAUGAGGGUGCUGAACUUGAAUCCGGUUUUCAGAUUCCCCCUUCUGCUUCUCUGGAGUACGUAAUUGAGAUUGAAAGAGUCUCAAUUGCUCCUGCUUGAGUUCUUGAGCUUUGUGUUUGCUUACCAAAUCUUGUAUUGAGAGAGAUUAUUGGAGGGAAAAUUGUGAAGUAGUAAAAAAUUACAAACUUUUUCUUUAUAGAGAGACGUGCAUAUAGGAUCUAGGAAUCUUGGGUCAAGGCUUCAGUUCCAGACAUACAUUUGUUUUC
Raphanus sativus (radish) is the source of this 986-nucleotide messenger RNA. RefSeq names its product peptidyl-prolyl cis-trans isomerase FKBP17-2, chloroplastic. The transcript has 3 exons. Gene Ontology annotation, molecular function: peptidyl-prolyl cis-trans isomerase activity. The coding region runs from base 49 to 819 and encodes 256 amino acids. The record is from RefSeq and is a predicted model, not a curated record. Gene Ontology annotation, cellular component: chloroplast. Lineage: Eukaryota; Viridiplantae; Streptophyta; Magnoliopsida; Brassicales; Brassicaceae.